CCACUUUCUGAAAAACCACCAUGGCUAUCAGCAUUCGAAGUUUUGAGCUACCUUACCGUUCGUACGAGCUCUACGACGUAGAUUUCUUCGACGACACCAUCAAAACCCUAGUGACCUCCACCCCCUGCAUUGUAGAUACAUGGAUCUCCGACAUGGAGUACCUUCACCGUCACAGGCUCCACAAACUCAUUGUGGGCCUCGAUGUCGAAUGGCGUCCCGGUUCCAACCCACCGGCCACGCUACAACUCUGUAUCGGCCAAAACUGCCUCAUCUUUCAACUCAUCUGGGCACCCGAAAUUCCCCAAUCCCUCUUAGACUUCCUUAGCAACGACGAUUACACGUUUGUGGGUGUUGGAAUCAACCAAGACGUUGAAAAGCUACGGGAUGAGUGUUGUCUGGAGGUGGCGAACACCGUCGAUCUUCGAGGGCUGGCGGCGAGGGAGUUGGGUAGUGACGCGUUUCGCUCUGCUGGGUUGGUGGGGUUGGCGAGAGACGUUCUUGGGAAGAAUUUUGAGAAGCCGAAUUGUGUCACUAUGAGUGAAUGGGACGUCGAUUGGCUUAGCCUUGAUCAGGUAAUGUACGCUUGCGUUGAUGCAUUUGUUUCAUUUCAGAUUGGACGGUGUUUAAAGGCAUGGAACUAGGGAAAUGUCAGUCUAUUGUGGAAUUUGGGAGGUGGGUUUUGAAGCUCUCUGAGGAAGAUUUAUGGAUAGUUUUGCUUUUGUUACUUUUCUAUAUAGGCUCAAACUCUAGGAAUUGAUGAUUUGAAAACUUUUUUAUAUGCUCCUCUCAAUUGGUUUUGUUAUGGUAUAUACUACAUGAGAGCACUUUGAUGAUCC
Messenger RNA from Ilex paraguariensis (yerba mate), 836 nucleotides. Lineage: Eukaryota; Viridiplantae; Streptophyta; Magnoliopsida; Aquifoliales; Aquifoliaceae. The record is from the annotation of a GenBank genome assembly.